AUGGGAAUGACCAGGAAGCCAUACAGAUACACCCGGCCCCUCUUUCCUGAAACAGCACAAGAGGCCAAUGGGACUGGGGAGGAAGAUGAGGGUGAUGGGGUCUCCACCCCCACUCAAAUGCCUGUGGAGCUCCUGGGCAGUGUCCAAGGGGAUCUGUGCAGGCACACCUGCCUUAAGGAAGACAAUGGCUUUGGUUUAGCAGGUGGUUGCUUAAUGUGCAGUGGAAAAAUGGUAAAAUAAUUGCAGGGUCAAUGUUGAGUGAAGUUUCAAUCUGUGAGCAAGUCAAGGCUGGAGCCAGACAGCAAAAUGAUGGAGAAGAUUCAGAAGGCACUCACGAUUCGAAGUGUCACCAUCAGGGAGAUGCUGGCAGAAGCGCUGGGGAUGUACAUCCUCAUGGUCUUGGGCUUGUCUUCUGUGGCACAAGUGGUAUUAGGGAGACAAAACUUUGGGCAGUAUCUGAGCAUCAACUUGGCAUUUGGCAUUGGUGUUACCCUGGGCAUCCAUGCAGCUGGAGGAAUCUCUGGAGCUCAUCUGAAUGCUGCUAUCACCAUCACACACUGCAUUCUAGGAAACCUGCCUUGGAUAAAGCUCCCAGCUUAUGUGAUCGGCCAGUUCCUGGGCUCCUUUACAGCAGCAGCCACUGUCUUUGGCAUCUACUAUGAUGCUCUGUAUGACUACUGCAAGGGGAACUUCACAGUGACAGGACCAACUGCCACAGCAUCCAUCUUCUCCACUUACCCUGCUCCCUAUAUGUCCUUGCCUGGAAGCUUCUUCACAGAGUUUCUAGCAACAGUGAUGCUGCACUUGGGCAUUCUGAUCAUCCACGACGAGAAAAACAACAGGGCCCUGAGAGGCACAGAGGCCCUGCUCACGGGUAUCCUUGUCCUGGGCAUUGGCAUGGGGAUGGGGAUGAACACAGGCUAUGCCAUAAACCCCUCCCGAGACCUGCCCCCCAGGAUCUUCACAGCAAUUGCUGGCUGGGGAACUGAUGUCUUCACGGCUGGACACUACUGGUGGUGGGUCCCAAUCACAGCACCAAUUCUGGGAAGCCUGACUGGUGUUUUCAUCCACAAAAUCUUCAUUGAUUUUCACAACCCACCUGUCACAGGAUGUGGAAAUGAGAAAGGACAGACAGCAGUGGAGGUUUCUACAUUUUGAUGGCCACAUGCUUCAAGGAAAGGACAUGACAUCGAAGCCUACGUGGAUGUACGGACUGACAGUCAAAGGGUAAACAAGUGGGUAAGGGCAUGUGCAAUAAUGCUGCUGGAACACACCAGUUCUUUACCCUGCUGGUGGAGAACUGUGGGACUGGUCUUCAAUAAACUCUUCCUGAGCAGACAAACUGGGUCUCUAACACGCUGGACAGGCCUGGCUAGCGCUAGACCUGUUUGUGACCUGAAGAAAUUCUUCAGUCUCUCUGUGUAAAUGUCCACCGAAGAUAAAUUCAUCACAUCCUGGAGAAAAGCAAAGCAGAGCUGCAAGACUCCAGAUAACUAUGCAUUCAUAGAAUCAUAGAAUGGU
This is a messenger RNA of Melopsittacus undulatus (budgerigar), 1521 nucleotides long. Its product is annotated as aquaporin-7. Gene Ontology annotation, molecular function: urea transmembrane transporter activity; water channel activity; glycerol channel activity. The record is from RefSeq and is a predicted model, not a curated record. Gene Ontology annotation, biological process: water transport; glycerol transmembrane transport. Gene Ontology annotation, cellular component: basolateral plasma membrane; plasma membrane. NCBI's taxonomy places the organism in Eukaryota, Metazoa, Chordata, Aves, Psittaciformes, Psittaculidae.